UCGCCUUCACCCCGACGCGCCAGAGCAAUGGAAAAGCGGUUCCUUAGUGAUACAGAACGCCAAGCGGUUCGCGAAGCCAUCAUGGGGUUGAUGGAAACGAUGGUGCCCGUGCCAGAGGACAUGACACUGCCACUUGACACGGCAGAGGUCGCGGGCCUGUAUCACCCCACCUUGGCUCUCCUCCUUCUCAGUUCGAGCGUCAGUAAAGCCAAUAUUUUUCCUCAUCGUGUCAGCCAUGAUGCGCAGAAGGACGACCUCCACCCCAGCAGCGCGCGCCCUCCCUCGCUCGCCGCCCACCCCGUCAUGGGCGCCAACCUCCCCUUCAGAAAGCAGAAGACGCCGCCCGCGCCCACCUCCACGCCCACCGCGCCCAUGGCCGCCCAAGCUGUAGAUCGCAUCCAAGA
This is a messenger RNA of Penaeus vannamei (Pacific white shrimp), 404 nucleotides long. Lineage: Eukaryota; Metazoa; Arthropoda; Malacostraca; Decapoda; Penaeidae. The record is from RefSeq and is a predicted model, not a curated record.